AUGGCUGGAAGGGACGAGACUAGCCAUAAAACCCUCCCGGAAGGCAGAGGGAACUCAGAGGAGGUGGAAGCUGCCAUGGACACCGCGAAAAAUGACACAGUCAAGGAAGAAUCGGCCUCCAACAAGCUAGAAGAACUUUCGGAACAUUUUUCGCAGUCCUACGUUAUCAAACACGCUUUGGUCGUCAAUGAUUCGGAGACAAAGAAGUCCAAGGGAUAUGGUUUCGUGACUUUUGCUGAUGUUGACGACGCGAAAGCCGCUCUGGAAGAAUUUAAUGGAUCCGUUUUCGAUGAGAAAAAGAUUAAAGUCGACUACGCCCAGCCCCGUCACCGUACAAUCGAUGAGAAUGCCGGGAAGAGUGUACCGUCAUCCGCUGCGCUUGAGGCUAAAAAACAGAGAGAGCAAGAGAGGGCUACCACUCAGCCGCCCAAACUGAUUGUUCGCAACCUGCCUUGGAGCAUCAAGGAACCGGAUGACCUUGCGGUCCACUUCAGAAGUUACGGAAAAAUUAAACAUGUUAAUCUCCCAAAGAAGGGAAACAAACUUGCGGGAUUCGGCUUUGUGGUUCUGAGAGGAAAGAAGAACGCCGAGAAGGCACUGGAAGCUGUCAAUGGAAAGGAGGUAGAUGGGAGAACUUUGGCUGUUGAUUGGGCCGUGGACAAGGCUGUCUGGGAGAAUACACAACAAGAUAGCCAAGAAAAGGGUAAUGCAGAGGAAGAAGAGUCAAGCGACGCUGAGAUGGCAGACGACGCCGAGGCCGAAUCUAAUGUUGAGGAUGAUGAAGACCUCCCCGAUGACGAAGAUAUGGAUGACAUCGAUCAGAGUGACGAAGAUGAAGACGAGGAGGAAGAGGAGGAAGAGGAAGAGGAAGAGAAAGAGGAUGAAAGAACCGCCGCCACCGUCUUUAUUCGGAAUCUACCAUUUACCUGUACAGAUGAGACGCUCUACGAACAUUUUACUCAGUUCGGACCCUUGCGUUAUGCACGCAUCGUUGUCGACCCAGAAACUGAACGCCCUCGCGGUACAGGCUUUGUUUGCUUCUGGAAGGCUGAGGAUGCAGCGGCGUGUGUGCGCGAUGCUCCAAAACAACAAGAUACUAUUGCCCCAGAGAAGGAAAAAGCCAAAAAGGGUUCCAUUGCAAUCAAACAUUCCGUCCUUCAGAAUGAGAAUGCCGAUCCAACUGGGCGUUAUACCUUAGAUGGCCGAGUACUGCAAGUUUCCCGUGCUGUGAGUAAAUCGCGAGCUACGCAACUCGCAGAGGAAGGUGUUUCACGGCGCCUUGUUCGUGAUACUGACAAGCGUCGUCUGUAUCUUCUGUCUGAAGGAACUAUCCCUUCGGACUCCCCUCUGUACAAGAAGCUCUCACCGUCUGAGAUUAAGAUGAGGGAGGACAGCUUCAAACAGCGACAAAAUUUUAUCAAGAAGAACCCAACGCUCCACCUUAGUUUGACACGACUGUCCGUUCGAAACGUCCCCCGCCAUGUUACAUCGAAGGAUCUAAAGCAACUCGCUCGACAAGCCGUUGUUGGUUUCGCCCAGGAUGUCUCUGCUGGCUUGCGCCAGCCCCUGUCCAAGGAUGAGCUACAGCGUGCUUCGGAAGAGAUGAAGGAAGCUGAGCAGCUCAGAAAAAAGAAAGGCCUUGGGGUUGUGAGACAGGCUAAGAUCGUUUUCGAAGGACGAGAUGGAAGUAAGGUCGAGGAGAAGAACAGUGGCGCCGGAAGAAGCGAGGUUAUGGUUUUGUCGACCCCCGCAACCGGCUCUGAAGAUGCUAAGGACAAGAAAAAACGACUCAUUGUCGAGUUUGCUCUUGAAAACGCGAAUGUUGUCAAACGCCGUCAAGAGCAACAAGAAAGGAUGCGCAAUUCCAAGAAAGGAAGUCAGAAAAACGGGGACUCUUCUAAGAUUGGCGACUCCCAGAAUCAAACACCACCGAAGGGCAAUAAACGAAAGCGCUCCGAGAGCAAUAGUGAUCAAGGGCAGGAUGGAGCAGAUGCGGAAGAACAGAACAAGAUUGCCAAACGCAAUCGUAUCAUCGCAAAGAAAAGAAUGCAACGGAGGACUCGCAAGGGAAAGGCGUAG
Molecule: messenger RNA, 2079 nt
Organism: Aspergillus nomiae NRRL 13137
Lineage: Eukaryota; Fungi; Ascomycota; Eurotiomycetes; Eurotiales; Aspergillaceae
Product: mRNA-binding ribosome biosynthesis protein NOP4
Exons: 3
Coding region: 1-2079 (692 amino acids)
Molecular function (GO): RNA binding
Source: RefSeq, a predicted model, not a curated record